AUGCGUUGGCUCUUGAUCUUCCUUAUCGUUCUUCACGUUGUCGUCCUCGUGUAUCCACAAGAAGUAGGUGGCGGUGCUGAUCCUUCUGGAGGCGGCUCUCAACUACCUUCAGCAGACCCACCACCACAAGAAAGUGAUUCACAACAACCACCUGCAACCACACAAGCACCCGAACCAACAACAACAGCUGAUAACAAGCCGCCAGAACAAUCGAGCCAACAACCUGAGCCAACUCCUACUACGCAAAAUCCAUCACCUGCAACUUCGUCUAAUCCCCCUGUUGAACAACCUUCCUCAUCCGAAAACAAACCUGCUACCACCAACAACCCAACACAACCUACAUCCUCAAAUAACAAUGAUAAGCCAGCACCCAGCUCAUCAAAUGAUGCUAAUAAGAGCAAGGAAUCGGAUAAACCUACAACCAGCAAUGGUGAUUCGACAACCAGCGAUGAUGCUUCGAAAACUGGGUCAGCCACAUCUAGCGCUUCAGAGUCAUCAAGCGAUAGUGCAAAGAAGAAGGAUGAUGGUGGUGAUAAUGAUGUCCCUGUAGGCACUGUAGCUGGUGCCGUUGUCGGUGGUGUAGUUGGUAUUGCCCUACUUGGCGGCUUGAUUACAUUUAUCAAUAGACGUGGUGGUUGUACUAAGAAAUCCCGAAAGCCAAACAAGAACGACUACCAAGACUUUGGCAUGUCUGAAACGGAUUAUCCCCAUCAUCGUGGUACACCACCAAUGUCAUCACCUGUAUUGCCUACAACCACAACAGCUGCUGCAAUGGGUGCUGGUGCGGGUAUGGGAGCAGCAGCUGCAGCUGCAUCAUCAUCGCCACACAUGGAUAAUCAUGCUGCCACUGCUUACUACGAAGGCCAUCCAUCCAAUUACUACCAGCAAGAUCAGCAGUACUAUUAUCAGGAUCAUCAAGAUAUGAAUGCUGCUGCCGCUCAAGGUGGUUAUUAUCAUGAUCCAUAUGCUAAUCCCACUGCAGCAGCUGGUGCUGCAGGCAUGACAUCACCUGUAAUGGGAUAUACUGGUCAACAAUAUGCGGAUCCCAAUGCUGCAUACUACUAUGAUCACCAGCAAUAUCAGCAACAGCCCCCAACAACCGAUCCUGCAGGCUAUUACAAACCCGAUCUCGCCGAUCUCCAACAUCGAUAG
Messenger RNA from Lichtheimia ornata, 1152 nucleotides. RefSeq lists its product as uncharacterized. The record is from RefSeq and is a predicted model, not a curated record. The coding region runs from base 1 to 1152 and encodes 383 amino acids. NCBI's taxonomy places the organism in Eukaryota, Fungi, Mucoromycota, Mucoromycetes, Mucorales, Lichtheimiaceae. The transcript is spliced from 2 exons.